Nannizzia gypsea CBS 118893 is the source of this 1284-nucleotide messenger RNA. Its product is annotated as zf-HIT. The record is from RefSeq and is a predicted model, not a curated record. The transcript has 3 exons. Gene Ontology annotation, cellular component: nucleus; pre-snoRNP complex. Bases 1 to 1284 code for a protein of 427 amino acids. NCBI's taxonomy places the organism in Eukaryota, Fungi, Ascomycota, Eurotiomycetes, Onygenales, Arthrodermataceae. Gene Ontology annotation, biological process: box C/D snoRNP assembly; snoRNA localization; maturation of LSU-rRNA from tricistronic rRNA transcript (SSU-rRNA, 5.8S rRNA, LSU-rRNA).
AUGGCGGACAAGGAGGUUCAGCCAGCCGAGCUGCCACUCACGCAGCUGUGCGGAAUCUGUCAUGAAAAGAGGCAAAAAUACAAGUGUCCUCGGUGCGCCAGCCGCACGUGUUCGCUCGCCUGCUCCAGACGCCAUAAGCUGUGGUCGCAAUGUUCUGGCGUUCGAGAUCCAGCUGAAUACCUCAAGAGAAGCGAAUUGGCCACGCCAGCUGCAUUUGAUAAGGACUUCAACUUCCUCACAGGUAUAGAAAGGUCGCUUGAGCGUGCCGAGAUUGAUGCCGAAGCACGAGGAAUUGAUCUAGUUCCCGACACCAAUCCUGAUGGAGGCAAAACGAAGCAACGGAGUGACAAGGUGCGCGGCGAGGUGCCCUUGCAGCGAGGCAUGGAGAAAAGUGGCGUUUGCAUUGUCAAAGCUCCAAAGGGAAUGACACGGAAUAGGUUGAAUUCAUCUCAUUGGCAUAAAAAACAAAAAUGCUUGAGCUGGGCAGUUGAGUGGAUUUUUCCUGACGGCCAGAAGACCAUAACCAAGUGCUUGGAUACUACCAGCGUUGGAACGGCGCUCAACCGCGUUCCCCUGGUCAAGGAACUAGGGUUUGCCAGCCGCGUCAACGGUGAGAAGAUCACAGAGCCUCCAGCAAAAAGGAGGAAAGUAUCCAUCGAAAAUUUUAGCAGGGGCAGGGCCAUAGACCCAGUGGAAGAAAGCACAGUCACCUCUUGCACUGUUGAAGGUUCAGUCAGCAUGGAAGCGGACGGGGAUCCCGCUCCAGAUGAUGUAUCUUCAUCUAAAACGCUGAGCCCCAGUCCUGCAUUCCCGUCCACAAACGAAAGCGAGGCCCCCUCAAUGCCGCCACCAGAAUCUCUAACACCCACAGCUCCACCAUUGCCCGAAGAUAGCCCUCUCACCAGCAAUGAUGGUGAUACUAAAAUGCUACACGUUUACCUGCACAGGCCGCAGACAUGCGCCAAAGUCCCGGUUCUGAUACCAGUAACAGACCAAUCAGCCUCCUUGGGAGCAGUUCUUCGUGACAGAACUGUUCUUGAGUUCCCCACCUUUUAUGUGCUUGAGCUUUCUCCAGAUCAGAUAUCAGGCGAGAAGUAUCUGCUGGAAGAGCAAUACGUAGCUCAGUAUAAAGACGAUAUUAAUCCAAAUGGUUCUGGCGAAGAAGGGGAAAUAGACGAAGAGGAAAGCGAAGAAGCAAAAAGGCUUGCAGAGCUAAAUGCUUUAAAGGUAAUGGAAGUACUAAGGAAAGACUUGGAAGCAAAUGUUGCGUCAUAUUUUGAAUAG